GGUGGGCGGCACUGAUGGGCACAGGUGGGUGACACUGAUGGGCACAGGUGGGUGACACUGAUGGGCACAGGUGGGUGGCACUGAUGGGCACAGGUGGGUGGCACUGAUGGGCACAGGUGGGCGGCACUGAUGGGUACAGGUGGGUGGCACUGCUGGGCACAGGUGGGCGGCACUGAUGGGCACAGGUGGGUGACACUGAUGGGCACAGGUGGGUGGCACUGCUGGGCACAGGUGGGUGGCACUGAUGGGCACAGGUGGGUGGCACUGAUGGGC
Molecule: messenger RNA, 273 nt
Organism: Staurois parvus
Lineage: Eukaryota; Metazoa; Chordata; Amphibia; Anura; Ranidae
Source: the annotation of a GenBank genome assembly